Messenger RNA from Erinaceus europaeus (western European hedgehog), 11276 nucleotides. RefSeq names its product dachsous cadherin-related 2 (gene DCHS2). Gene Ontology annotation, cellular component: cell-cell junction; plasma membrane. Lineage: Eukaryota; Metazoa; Chordata; Mammalia; Eulipotyphla; Erinaceidae. Gene Ontology annotation, biological process: homophilic cell-cell adhesion. Gene Ontology annotation, molecular function: calcium ion binding. The transcript is spliced from 20 exons. The coding region runs from base 141 to 10190 and encodes 3349 amino acids. The record is from RefSeq and is a predicted model, not a curated record.
GGCUUCACCGGCUCCGGGAGAUUCGAGCGGCGCGCGCCGGCACCAGUUGCGGCUGUAACCCCGCCACCUCCGGGGGCCUCUCGGCUUGUUUGCCCAACAAAGUCUUCUCUCCCCUAGCGCCCUCGCCGAGAGGCGCCUGGAUGUGCCCGUCACACCACCACACGCUGGCGGCCACCGGGGACCCCGGCCUCGCGGCGCGGAGAAUGAGCGCGCGGCGCCCGCAGCAAGGGGCUCCCCGCGGGCUUCCUGGCGGCGGCGUCGGGAAGCGGAGCUGCCUGCUGGGGCUGCGGGUGCUCGCGUGGCUCUGGGCGGCCUCGGGCGCCUCCGCCCAGGUGUUCAACCUCAGCCUGUCGGUGGACGAGGGGCUUCCGCCCGACACUCCGGUGGGCGACAUCCGCGCCGGGCUGCCGGCCGCGCAGCAGCUGGAGGGCGGCGGCUUCUUCCUGUCCGAGGACGCGGGCGACUCCCCGCUGCUGGACGACUUCCACGUGCACCCCGACACCGGCGUGAUCCGCACGGCGCGGCGCCUGGACCGCGAGCGGCGGGAGCGCUACAGCUUCGCGGCCGCCACGUUGCGGGGCGCCGUGGUGCAGGUGGACAUCCGCGUCAACGACGUCAACGACCACUCGCCCCGCUUCCCCCGCGAGUCGCUGCGGCUCGACGUGUCCGAGCUCAGCCCGCCCGGGACCGCCUUCCGCCUGCCGGGGGCGCAGGACCCCGACGCCGGGCUCUUCAGCACCCAGGGCUACACGCUGCUUCAGGCGCCGGAGGACGCCGCCGGGCCGCUGUUCAGGCUGCGCUACGGGAGCCCCGCGCCGUCGCCAUCGCCAUCGCCAUCGUCCGAGCCGGAGCCGCUGGAGCUGGUGCUGCUGCGGCGUCUGGACCGCGAGGCGGAGGCGGCGCACGAGCUGCACAUCGAGGCCUGGGACGGCGGGCGCCCGCCCCGCACCGGCCGCCUGCGCGUGCAGCUGCGCGUACUCGACGAGAACGACAACCCGCCGGUAUUCGAGCGCGCGGAGUACCGGGCGGCUGUGCGCGAGGACGCCCCUCCGGGCGCCGAGGUCUGCCGCGUGCGCGCCACCGACCGCGACCUGGGAGCCAACGGCCUCGUGCGCUAUGGCCUCCGCGUCCGCCCGCCGCCGGGGCCUGGGCGGGGCCGGGGUUCGGGACCCGGACUGGACGGCGGGGCUCCGGCCGCCCCUUUCUGGGUGGAGGAGCUGAGCGGCGUCGUGCGCGUGCAGGGGCCGCUGGACCGGGAGGCGCAGGCUUGGCACCAGCUGGUGGUGGAAGCCCGAGACGCGGGGGACCCACCCGAGGUGGCCACGGUUCGCGUGUCCGUCGCGGUGCUGGACGUGAACGACAACGCGCCCGCCAUCCACCUGCUCUUCCUCACCGAGGGGGGCGCUGCCCGUGUCUCGGAGGGCGCCCGGCCCGGGGACUACGUGGCCCGCGUCUCGGUGUCCGACGCCGAUGGCGACCCGGACUCGGGUGAAGAGGCGGCAGGCGGGGGCGGCCGCGUCUCGCUGGCGCUGGAGGGCGCGGACGGGGCCUUCGCGCUGCGCCCCGGCGGCUCCCCGGGCGUCUCCUUCCUCUGCGUGCAGGGCCCCCUGGACCGCGAAGCCCGCGAUCUGUACGCCCUGCGGCUGGUGGCCACCGACGCGGGGUCCCCGCCGCUCAGCGCCCAGGAGACGCUGCUGCUGCGGGUCGCUGACCUCAACGACCAGCCGCCCGUCUUCAGCCAACGCCACUACCGGGCUUCGGUGUCGGAGGCCGCGGCCCCGGGCAGCGCGGUGCUGCGGGUCAGCGCCUCCGACGCCGACGAGCCGGGCACGGCCCACUCGCGGCUGAGCUACGCGCUGCUCCACCUCCCGGCGCGCUGCCCCCCGGCCGGGUGCGCGCCCGCCUUCGCCAUCGACCCGGACAGCGGCGCCAUCAGCACCACCCGGGCCCUGGAUCGCGAGACCCAGGACGCCAUGGAGCUCAGGGUGGUGGCCCGGGACCUGGGGGAGCCCCCUCUGUCCGCCACCUGUCUGGUGAGCAUCUCCGUGGACGACGUGAAUGACAACGAGCCCCUCUUCCUGCGGCAGGUGUACAAUGCCAGCCUGGCCGAGCACACGCCUGUGGGACACUGCUUCCUGCAGGUAAAUGCCUCUGAUGCGGACUCUGGACUCUAUGGCUUCGUGGAAUAUUCUCUUUACGAUGGUUUCCAAAGCUCCAUGGCCCCACAGGCAUUCUACAUCAACCCGCAUGAUGGGUGGAUCUGUGUUUCUCGAGAUAUCGACAGGGAACAGGAUCCGGCCACCUACGACCUCUCGGUGAAAGCUAAAGAUGGGGGUGGGCUGAGUGCCCAGGCAUUUGUUCGUGUGGAAGUGGAGGAUGUGAAUGAUAACGAGCCCGUGUUUAACCCAGCCACCUACGUGACCAGCAUCAGUGGCCAGAGCCAGCCGGGCACAGAAGUCAUCAGCGUCCUGGCCACUGACAGGGACUCUGGGGUCUUUGGCGCCGUGACGUACGAGCUACUUCCUGGAGACCUGUCCUCCCUCUUUGACAUCGACUCCACUACAGGAAUCAUUUACUUGCUGUCAGCUCUUAGUCAUCUGGAAUCCACGACACUGGUGCUGAUGGUCCAAGCUCGAGAUGGAGGUGGGCGUGUAUCUGUCACCAGUGCCUACGUCACAGUUCAUAUCGUCCACACGACUCUGGCACCUGCUGAAUUUGAAAGGCCCAAGUACACCUUCUCGGUGUAUGAAGACGUGCCUGAAGACAGUCUCGUGGGGACGGUGAAAGCCAUGGAGGCCUUGAACUCUUCAGAGUCCCUGAUCUACAGCAUCUCCUCUGGCGACCCUCUCGGCCAGUUCUCCAUCCACCCCUGGCUGGGCGCCAUCCGCACCCGGAAGCCCCUGGAUCAUGACUCUCAGCCAACUGUGACUCUCACGGUGCAGGCACAACUCGGGGGCUCAGGGGCCUGCAGCAGUGCCGAGGUCAACAUCACGGUGCUGGAUGUCAAUGACAAUGCCCCGGUGUUCCCCAGAACCUGGGACGAGGUGCAUGUCCCCUGGGGCACCCGGCCGGGCACAGCCCUGUAUCGCGUGCGGGCUGAGGACCGGGACAGCGGGCACAAUGGCCGAAUCCACUACUCCCUCGCCAGCCCGCACCCCACCGCCUUCUCCGUGGACCCGGGACUCGGGGUGCUGUUUCUCACUGCCAGCCUGGGGCCCGAGGAGCCCCAGAAGCUCAUGCUCACACUCCGGGCCCAGGACCUCGGCCUUCCUCCCCGGGCAGCCCUGCUCCAGCUGACAGUGGUGCUGGAGCCCCAGGACCCCCGCCCAGCCCUGAUCUUUGAAGACCUGGAGUACCAGGUGGAGGUGAGCGAGGCCCUGCCCCUGGCCGCCCAGGUCCUGCGGGUCCAGGCUGGCUGGCUAGGGGUCCCACACGUGCACCUGAAGCCCCCCCGGUACUUUCUGGAGGCCAAUGCCGAUGCCGCCCUAUUCACCAUCCACCCUGACUCGGGGGCCAUCUCUCUGCGGAGGCAGCUCAACUAUGAAUCCAGGCAGGCCUAUCGCUUCAGGGCCUUCGCCGGCCACCCUGAGGAGGGCACCCUGUCCCCCACUGCCAGCACCUGGGUGUCCGUCCGUAUCCUGGAUGAGAACGACAACACCCCGGCCUUCUGGCAGGACGAGCUGUUCCUGCACCUGGAGGAGGGCCCCCUGCCCCGCGGGGUCAUCGCCACGGUUGCUGCGGGGGACAGAGACUCUGGGAGCAACGGGCGGCUGUCAUACUUCCUUCUGUCCGGUGGGAAGUCCUUCAGGAUGAACCCCACUACAGGUGAACUCAUCAGCUGGGUGGCCCUGGAUAGAGAGCAUCAGGGGCACCACCAGAUGACUGUCCUGGUGACCGACCAUGGCACCCCACCUCGAAACGCCACCAUGACGGUCUACAUCUCGGUAACUGACGUCAAUGACAACCGGCCCUCCUUCCCACAGUGUCCCCCUGGCCAGGAGUUACACAUUCAGGUCCUGGAAGGCCAACCAGCAAAUAUGUUGGUUACAACCAUCUUUGCGAAGGAUAUUGAUGAAGGGAACAAUGCCGAAGUCGUCUAUUCCCUCUCUUCAGGAGACAGCUGUGAUCACUUCAAGAUUGAUGCCAACAGUGGUGAAAUAAGAACCACCACCACCCUGGCCUCUGAGUCUAGACCUUCCUAUAGGAUGACUGUUCUCGCCAGUGACCAGGGCGUGCCUCCUCUCCAAAGCCAGGCCGUUGUUAAUAUCCAGGUGAUACCACUAUCCAGAGGCAGAGCUGCCAUUUCUCAGGAUAUCAGACAUUUGGCUCUACCAGAAAACAUGAAGCCUGGGAAAAUAAUGAGCUUGCUCGACUCACCCGAUGGACUUCAACACCGUCAGGACAAACAGUUACACUUCAGUCUUGCUGCCGGUGACAAGGAUGGUCACUUUGAAGUGGACCCCAUGACAGGAGAUGUGUUCCUUUCUAAGGAGCUCAAUUAUGAAAUGGCUCCUCAUUAUCUUUUCAGGGUGGUGACCAAAGACCACAGCAAAAGCCCUCCCCUGAGCAGCACCAUUUUCCUGAGUGUCGAGGUGGAAGACCAGAAUGACCACACCCCAUCUUUCCAGGAUGAAUUCCUGGUGUUAAGUGUAGAAGAAAAUGUCCCCCUGGGAACUGUGGUGCAUAUCUUCAAUGCCAAAGAUGGUGACGGUAGUGUUUUGAACAGCAGAAUCCAAUACUUCAUUGAAUCCCACCACCCUGGAGUGAAUCCAUUUCUCAUCCACCCCUCGUCUGGCGCCCUAGCCACUGCAUCGCCCCUUGACAGAGAGCUAGUUCCCACUGUUUUUCUGACUGUGACUGCAUCCGAUCAGGCGGUGAAUGUGACAGACAGGCGACUGAAAUCACUGAUGGCCAAGAUCGUGAUCUUGGACGUGAAUGACCACAGCCCCACCUUCACAUCUUUCCCCAUCAUCCAUGUCAAAGAGGAUGCUGUCGUGGGCUCCUUGGUGUACCGGCUAACUGCGGAGGACCCAGAUGAAGGAAGGAAUGGAAAGGUCACAUACAGCAUUCUCUCUGGAAAUGAAGACCGGACCUUUCUGCUAGAUGAGUCCUCAGGUUUGCUGAUGACAGCUUGUCCCUUGGAUUAUGAACUGAAGACGCAGCACGUCCUGGUCCUUCUGGCAGUGGAUGACGGUGUACCUGCACUUUCUUCCUCCCAGACCAUGACAGUUAAUGUUCUCGAUGUCAAUGAUGAAGCGCCAGUAUGUAAGCAGCACCAGUAUGAAGCUUCGGUGAAAGAAAAUCAAAGCCCGGGGGAGUUUGUUGCAAGGGUUGAAGCUAUAGACAGAGAUUCAGGAAUCAAUGCCAAGCUUCGGUUUGAAAUCCUUCCAGGUGCUUCAUUUGAAUUGUUCCAGAUCAACCCCGACACUGGUGUGGUGGAGACGGCCACCACACUUGACAGAGAAGUUCAAGAGUUCUUCACGCUUCGAGUCCUUGUGAGAGACGGGGGCAACCCAUCACUGUCCUGCACCGCGACCAUUCUCUGUUCCAUAGAAGAUGAAAACGAUCACACCCCGGAAGUUAUUGUUCCCAGUCAUGACAUUGUGGUUCUGGAAAACCAAGAGCCAGAGGUUGUCUUCACUGUGUUGGCCUCUGACAUGGAUGCUGGCAAAAAUGGAGUCCUCAAGUAUCAGAUAAUUGGUGGAAACGCCGACGGGCACUUUGCUGUGGAUGAAGCAUCAGGUGAGCUCUCCACCACUCGUGCUCUGGACCGGGAGCAGGUGAGCCGUUUCUCACUGCUUCUCCUGUGUUCUGACCGGGGAGACCCACCCCGAAGCUCUGCUCUGCAGUUACAAGUCCAGGUGCUGGACGACAAUGACCACAGCCCUUGGUUCCCCAUGCUCCACUACCUGCCCUCCGUGAGGGAAGAUGCUCCCGUGGGGACAGUGGUCCUCGUGCUAUCCGCCCUGGACCCAGAUGAAGGCCUGAGUGGACAAGUGGAGUAUUUCCUCCUGGAUGAGGCAUCUUCUGUGUUCACCGUCGAUGCUGUGACAGGCACGUUGCGGACCAGCCGUUCCCUUGACCGAGAAGCCAGAGCCCAGCACACGUUCAGGGUGGAGGCCAGAGACCUGAGCCCCUAUGGCUCCAGAAGCACCACAGUCACCAUCCAUGUGCAAGUCACAGAUGUCAAUGACAAUGACCCAUGCUGGGAACAGAACCCUUUGGACAUCUUCGUUUCCCCCCAGUUGCCCACCAACCACACAGUUGCCGUUCUGAGAGCCAGCGACGCAGACUCAGGGCCCAACGGAACCGUUGUUUUUAGCUUUGCAGAGGACCAGUCGCUGUUUUCUCUUGAUCCAUAUACAGGAGAAAUCCGACUCCAGCAAAACUUGCCUUUGGAACAUUUUCCUGUCUGGCUGAAAUUAAACUCUGUAGACCAAGGGACCCCAUCGAGGACAGCCAGAGGUCUCCUUGUUAUUCACCUGGAAGGAGAGGAGGUCGGGAUCUCCUUCAGCCACUCUCUGUACCAGGGAACAGUGGCUGAAAACUGUGAGGAAGGUACUUCAGUUGUGACUGUAAAUGCUUCUGCCCCUGACUCAGUUUUGGACAACAUCCAAUAUUUCAUUUUCAGUGGAAAUGAAGAUGGAGUUUUUUCCCUGUGCUCCUCCUCAGGAGAACUCACCGUGAAAGAACCCAAAUUUCUUGAUUUUGAAGUCAGAAAGGAAGUACAACUCAUCAUUUUAGCUGAAAGUCGGGGACAUAGAGCCUACAGCAAAGUAGUGGUCUCCAUACAAGAUGUGAAUGACAAUUUUCCACGCUUUACACAAGACGUCUACCAAGUGUCAGUGUCAGAAGGCCAGCUCUCCAAUGCUCACAUCAUACAGGUGCUAGCCACAGACCUGGACAGCAGUUUGAAUGGCCAUGUUGAAUACUCCAUCCUGUCUGGCAACCAAGGAGCCUCCUUCCAGAUGGACACACUGAGUGGUGUGGUAACCACAAGCACGGCUCUGGAUUAUGAGCUCACCAGCUCCUACAGGUUGAUUGUGCAAGCCACAGAUAAAGGAAUGCCAAGACUUUCUGGUACAAGUGUGAUCAAGAUACACGUGACUGACAUAAAUGACUGCACCCCAGUUUUCCUCACCUCUGAAGCUGUGGAAAUUGCAGAAAAUUCUCUGCCUGGUGCAGUUGUGGCUCGGGUAUCAGUUCAGGAUGCGGAUUUGAACCCAACUUUCACCUUCAGUUUCGCUAAAGACACUAAUCCCAGAGCCACGUUUGCUCUUGAUCAGAACACUGGAGAAGUGGUGCUCAUGCAGACACUGGAUUUUGAAGCAACUACUGAGUAUGAGCUGCUCGUCUUCGCUUCUGAUCUGGUGCACAUCACAGAGGGCACUCUUGUCAUCCGGGUACUGGACGUCAAUGAUAACCCACCAGCAUUUUCACAAGAUUCUUACCAGGCCACAGUCCCGGAAGGCGUGCCCGUGGGAUUCUCAGUGCUGAGCGUGCUGGCCAUAGACUUAGAAAGCAAUGAGAAUGUUUCCUACCGGAUCCUGCCCUCCACUCAGGAAUUCAUGAUUGAUCCUGUAAACGGCACUAUAUUUACUAGUAGUCCUGUGCUACCUGGGAACAAAAAGUCAACAUUCCGGUUUCUUGUUGAAGCCAGUGAUGGUGGAGUGCCUGACCUGAGGGCUCUUGCCUUAGUGGAGAUAGAAAUUCAAGAUCUGAACAACCAUGCCCCCGAGUUUGCCGCUGACACCUACAGUCUCAGCGUGAGUGAAGAUACUCCACCGGGAAGGACGCUCAUCACAUUUUCAACCCUUGACCGGGACUGGACUCAUGAAAACACCCGUGUGGAAUAUUCCAUCAUCAGUGGAAACUCACAGAACCUCUUUCUUGUGGAGCCAGGUUCUCCUCGUCCGGACCAUCCUGGUGAGCAGGUUGGCCAUCUGGUCCUGCUUCAGAGUCUAGACAGAGAAGGCACAGCCACUCACCAACUUGUCAUCCUGGCAGCUGACCAUGGCUGCCCUCCCCUGAGCUCCACUGCUCUCGUCUCCCUGGAAGUGCUUGAUGCCAAUGACAAUGCGCCACAGUUCACCAGCCUCAAGUACCGAACCCAUGUCAGGGAAAGUGCCCCUCUCGGCAGUCCCCUCACUGUGAUCUCUGCGGAGGACCCAGACGUGGGUCCCCCUGCAGACAUCCUCUACCGCAUCGUCGCUGGCAACGAGAGAGGCCAUUUCCAUUUAGAAGGGGGCACUGGAGUUCUUUACUUGGUUAAACCUCUGGAUUACGAAGAAACCACACACUUCAUGCUAACAGUCCAAGCCUCGGAUGAGGACAGGAAGCACCUGUCUUUUGCACUGGUGUCCAUCAGUGUCCUCGAUGACAAUGACCACGCCCCCCACUUCAUGUUCUUGAGGCUGAACUGCACUGUUCCUGAGAAUGUGCCAAUCUCCUCCACACUGUGCUCUGUAAAUGCUUUGGAUUUUGAUGCAGGCCCUUACGGAGAGCUGACCUAUUCCAUCUCGUCACCCUGUCCUGUCAUUCCCGGGAUGCCAUCUGGACAUAAUCCCUUUCGCAUUGACCCGGUGACUGGGGAUAUUCAUUCUGAGCAAGUACUGGACUAUGAAAAGGACAGACAGUACUGCCUGACCAUCCAGGCAAAAGACAAAGGUGACUCCACAGCCUCCUUAGAGCUUUGGGUGGAUGUUGAAAGUGUAGAUGAGUUUGAGCCCGUUUUCACUCAAGAGCAGUAUUUCUUCAACCUUCCUGAAAAGACUAAGUUAAGACAGCUGAUUGGCAGAGUGGAAGCACUGGAUGCAGAUGCCGGGGUCGAUGGAGUUGUGCUCUACACCCUGGCAAUGCCGUCUCCUUUCUUCUCCAUAAACAGAACCAAUGGAGAUAUCUACUCAACUGCAGCCCUUCCCCUUGCAAGAGAUCAGAUUGGCAAAGGAGACCUCGUCGAGAUGAAAGUAAUCGCUCAGAGCCCCAAACCAGACUCUAGGUUGACGUCAUGCACAGUUUUGGUGAAUGUGUCUUUCUUCUCGGAAGGAAGAUACUCAGCACUGUCAGCCAGCAGCUUUUCCAUCAGCCUGGCUGUCUCCUUUCUGGUGUUUCUGUUGCUGGUCUUCACUCUGGUUGUACUGAUUCUGAGACAUAAGCAACGAGAUACAGCAAGCAGCUAUGAGGAAAAGAAACCCUCAUCCUUAAACAGCAGUGUGAGAACGGCCAGGGAUGCCAGCAUGCUCAAAGCCUUCCAGAAGGACUGCAGCUCAGAAGCUGUGCCCAUGAACUCUACACCCGAGUGGCUGAGUUUGUUAAGUCUGAUGGAGAAGGACAUAGUAAAUCUCUGUAGGCACUCAAGCUCCAGUGGCCGCUGCUCUGUGGAAGGAGAGACAGCAGAAGACAAGGAGAUACAGAGGAUAAAUGAGCACCCCUACAGAAAGGACUCCGGCUCAGCCCUGAGUGAACGGGACUCCAGGGUGCCAGAUUCUGGAAUCCCAAGGGACUCAGACCAGCUCUCCUGUUUGUCUGGAGAAACCGACGUGGUGGUUCCUGCCGAAAUAGCAGAGGGCAGCCAUGCCUUAGAGGAGGAAAAUGGCGUCGAUAGCUGUGGCCCAGCUGUUCUUACCAGUGUGCUAUCAUCCCAGGCGCUAAAGAAGAGAGAGUUGAAAGAGGGCCUCCUGACUGACAUCAGGAAGGAACCUGUGUUUAUUUCAGGUGAACAGGAGGCAAGGCAGACACCUCUUUCAACUCAGAGAACCUCCCACAAGGACCUACGAAGCAGUUCUCACUGGGAUUAUCUGCUCACUUGGGAGCCCAAGUUCCAACCUCUUGCCUCAGUGUUCAACGAUAUUGCGAGGCUGAAGGAUGAACAUUCACAGAGGCCUGGCCUUCCAAAAGAGAAGUCUCUUGUUUUACCACCACCUCUGAUAACUGCAGUGGCCCAGCCUGGGAUUAAAGCUGUGCCCCCAAGAAUGCCAGCCAGAACCCCAGGGCACCUCGAAACAUCCCCCAUUCUCUACCAUCUCAGCGCUCUGCCAGAAGCCAUGACUCCCAACUUCUCUCCAUCUCUUUCCCUAUUGACUGCACAGACUCCUGCCCUGACUCCAGUGUUGUCAGAUGGAAAAUUCUUAAGAUCUCAUCCAAGUGGCUCAUACCUCCAACUGAAGGUUGAAGAUGAAGUUCAGAUCUAAAGUAACCACAGUGCCACAGACCUGCUCCCCAGUGACCAUGAGGGAAUGGAUGAGUGAAUGAGACAGACAGUCUCCAACUCCUGAAGACUGUGUUCAUUGUAUCUACAAGCGAGUGAUAUAAGAUAGUCAAGAUUUCUUCUGGCCUCGUCAUGUUUAAGUCUCAAAUGAAGUUUUCAAAUUUCUUCCAGCCUUAAUGAGAAGUGACCCUCCUCUGUUAAUCUUUCUGUUUCACUCUCAGGUUUUAGGUCUGUAUAUAUUAAAUAGUAUAUGUCUGUCAUACCUAAUUUUCUCUAUGAAAAGAUUUCCAAAGGACGCAAUGAACUUGAGUGACUGCCAAAAUGCUUGUAUGGAAGUAAAGGAUCUGUGGUCUGGUCACAUGACCACAGAUUACAUGGCUAUAGCUGAAACCAAUUAGUAAAGACUGAGUAAGGAAUUUAACAGGACAGAAAUUUGGAGGGAUACAUUUGAAGCGUUUUGAAGAAAACUGAUAUUCUAUAGAGCUAAGAUCUUUAGAGACGUUUUCUCUACUUUGCACCAUGUGCCGUACUGUAGAGUCUGGCCGCACUUCAGAUCUACUAGUGUAUUUUGGGAAACUAGUGGGAAACAAAAUGUGUCACAACUCUCUGCCAAGUAAGAAAACCAGUCCUGCUUAAAUAAACCAGGACCACACAUUCUAGGGAGAGGAAUAAGAAUGACAAAGCAAUGAGUAUGUACUUGUCUGCCACCUGACACCUGUCUCCUUAGCCCUUUUGACAAACAGAAUGGAAAUCUUUUUCACUGUGUCUUACAACACGGCAUGGAUUCAGACGUUAAGUUUUCUAGAUUAACUUAAAGCAGUUCUGUAUUUUUCUGUAGUAUAGUAGCCUCUGAUGACAAAUAAUCUGUCCACUGUCAGUCUUGGAAGCUUCCGCAGAUAAAAUGACGCUGUUAGCUACUAAUAACUCCCAUAGGGUAGUUUAGCAAUAUAUUUAAGUGUCGAUAUUUAGUAGAUAUUUUCUCCCACAAAAGUGAAGAACAGGUGUCAGAAACUCUUUCACUGUCUUUAGAUGGAGUGACCAGACACUGUUGUUAAGGUGAUUGCUACAG